This is a messenger RNA of Populus euphratica (Euphrates poplar), 2628 nucleotides long. RefSeq names its product protein transport protein SEC23-like. Gene Ontology annotation, biological process: endoplasmic reticulum to Golgi vesicle-mediated transport; COPII-coated vesicle budding; intracellular protein transport. The coding region runs from base 101 to 2401 and encodes 766 amino acids. Gene Ontology annotation, cellular component: COPII vesicle coat; endoplasmic reticulum exit site. The transcript is spliced from 12 exons. NCBI's taxonomy places the organism in Eukaryota, Viridiplantae, Streptophyta, Magnoliopsida, Malpighiales, Salicaceae. Gene Ontology annotation, molecular function: GTPase activator activity; zinc ion binding. The record is from RefSeq and is a predicted model, not a curated record.
AAUAAUAAUAAUAAUAAUAAGAGAGGAAGGAGGAGGAAGCAGGCGAGGACUAAGUAUUGAUACGUAGAAUUUUCCGAAUCGAUUUGGAAUUAUCUGUGCGAUGGGAGAAUUUGUGGAGCUGGAAGCUCAGGACGGCGUGAGAAUGCCUUGGAACGUGCUGCCGGGCACCAAGCAAGAAUCAAGCAACUGUGUGGUACCUGUGUCCGCCAUUUACACUCCGAUCAAGCCCUUCCCAAACAUGCCCGUUCUCCCAUAUUCUCCACUACGUUGCCGAAACUGUCGCUCAGUCCUCAAUCCAUUCUGCACCGUCGAUUUCUCUGCCAAGCUUUGGAUCUGCCCCUUCUGCUUUCAACGGAACCAGUUUCCCCCUCACUAUACCGCCAUCUCUGACGACAACCUCCCUGCCGAGCUUUUCUCUCAGUAUACGACCAUCGAGUACGAGGAACCUCAGAUGAUCUCAUCCUCCUCUCCAUCACCGAUGAUAUUCAUGUUCGUGUUGGACACUUGCAUGAUCGAGGAGGAGAUGGCCUUCCUCAAGUCUGCCCUGUCCCAGGCCAUCGAACUCCUCCCUGAUAACUCCUUGGUGGGCCUCAUUACCUUUGGUAAUCUUGUCCACGUUCACGAGCUUGGCUUUGGUGAAACCCCUAAGACCUACGUUUUCAAGGGCUCUAAGGACGUCUCCAAGGACCAGCUUCUUGAGCAGAUGGGCUUCUUUCUCAAGACGCCCAAGCCCCCUACUAGUGUAAUUGCCGGCGCCAAGGAUGGCCUCUCUUCCGAUAGCAUUUCCCGCUUCCUCUUGCCUGCCUCCCAAUGCGAAUUUACACUCAACUCUGUCCUGGAGGAGCUGCAGAAAGAUCCUUGGCCGGUGCCACCCCAUCAGCGGGCUAGCAGGUGCACCGGCACUGCACUCAGUGUGGCUGCUUGUUUGUUAGGAGCUUGUGUUCCUGGUUCUGGUGCUAGAAUUAUGGCUUUCAUUGGUGGCCCAUCCACUGAAGGACUUGGUUCUAUUGUGUCAAAGAAUUUCUCCGAACCAAUUCGUUCUCACAAGGACAUCGAUAAGGACUCUGCUACUCAUUAUCAUAAAGCUGUCAAGUUCUACGAGAGACUUGCUAAGCAGCUUGUACAUCAAGGUCAUGUGCUCAAUCUGUUUGCUUGUGCCCUCGACCAGGUGGGGGUUGCUGAACUUAAAGUUGCAAUUGAAAGAACUGGUGGGCUUGUCGUGCUUGCAGAAAGCUUCGGCCAUAUAGUCUUUAAGGAUUCUCUGAGACGUGUUCUCCAGUUGGGUGAUUAUGAUCUUGGACUAUCAUCAAAUGGUAUAUUUGAGGUAAACUGCUCGAAGGAUAUCAGAGUUCAAGGCAUUAUUGGUCCUUGUGCAUCGCUUGAAAAGAAAGGUCCUUUGUGCUCUGACACAGUUGUAGGCCAGGGAAAUACAAGUGCAUGGAAGAUGUGUGGCCUGGACAAAGCUACAACUUUAUGUCUAAUAUUUGAAAUUGCAAAGAAGGACAGCACAGAUACUACUAUUCAACAACCCUCAAGCUAUCAAUUCUACUUCCAAUUUCUGACUUACUAUCAGCAUAGUGGUGGUCAAAUGAGGCUUCGUGUAACAACCCUCUCUAGAAGAUGGGUUGCUGGACUUGGAAGUGCUCAGGACUUGAUUGCUGGAUUCGACCAAGAAGCAGCUGCUGUAGCUAUGGCACGCCUAGUGUCUUUCAAAAUGGAAAAUGAGAAGGCUGAGUUUGACCCCAUAAGAUGGCUAGACAAAGCUUUGAUACAUCUAUGUGCUCGAUUUGGAGACUAUCAGAAGGAUAGUCCAUCUUCUUUCAGCCUAUCUUCUCGGCUUUCAAUAUUUCCUCAAUUUAUGUUUCAUUUACGACGUUCUCAGUUUGUCCAGGUCUUCAACAACAGCCCAGAUGAGACAGCAUACUUUAGAGUUACACUGAAUCGUGAAAAUGUUGCCAAUUCAGUUGUGAUGAUUCAGCCCUCAUUGAUUUCUUAUUCGUUUCAUUCAGGACCAGAACCAGCACUUCUUGACGUGGCUGCCAUUGCAGCUGAUAGAAUUCUGCUUCUGGACUCUUAUUUCACUGUUGUCAUUUUUCAUGGGGCAACAAUUGCUCAAUGGCGGAAAGCUGGAUAUCAUAAUCAACCUGAACAUCAGGCAUUUGCCCAGCUGCUGCAAGCUCCUCGAGAUGACACAGAUGAAAUAAUCAAGGAAAGGUUUCCAGUUCCUCGCUUGGUCAUUUGUGAUCAGCAUGGUUCACAGGCCCGUUUUCUUCUGGCAAAAUUGAACCCUUCUGCUUCAUACAACUCUGAUUCUCCUCUUCCCAGUGGAGAUGUCUUGUUUACCGAUGACGUGAGCUUUGAGGUCUUCUUGGAUCAUCUUCAAAGACUAGUAGUUCAAUGAGACCAUUUUUACUAGCAGUCUUGUAAAAUUUAUCACCUCAGAGUUCUGUACAGUUGUUUUAGGAUUUUUAUAGGCUACCUAAUUUUCUGAUUUUACUUUCUUGCAAAAACCUCGUCACAACUUUGAUUUGCUAUAACAGCAAAUUCAAGUUCAUUUUGACGAAUAGACAGUGCAAUGAUAAAUUCAUUUAGUUACACUAAAAGUGGCAUUCUCAAGCUAGUUUGUGC